This is a messenger RNA of Zophobas morio, 1341 nucleotides long. RefSeq names its product lysosomal acid phosphatase-like. The coding region runs from base 17 to 1147 and encodes 376 amino acids. Gene Ontology annotation, biological process: dephosphorylation. Gene Ontology annotation, molecular function: phosphatase activity. NCBI's taxonomy places the organism in Eukaryota, Metazoa, Arthropoda, Insecta, Coleoptera, Tenebrionidae. The record is from RefSeq and is a predicted model, not a curated record. The transcript has 3 exons.
UCUUCUUAUUCAAUCAAUGACACACGUUCAGUGGGCGUCUAAAUUCAGUGUUCGUUCAACCACAAUCAAAGUACAACGUACAAUGUUUCUUCUAAUUAUUUUUAGUGUAGUAACAGUGACAAGUUCUAAUCAACUGUUAUCAGCUGUUGUGAUACACAGGCAUGGAGAUCGAAAUCCCUACACCACAUUUAAGACGGAUCUCUACAGCGACGAGUCGCACUGGCCUGAAGGGUUUGGGCAAUUAACCAAAAGGGGCAUCCAGCGGCAGUACGAGUUGGGUUUAUGGCUUAACAACCGCUAUGCCUCCUUUCUGCCGUCACAUUAUUCACCUAGACACAUCCGUGCUGUUUCAACGGAUGUAGAUAGAACUCUGAUGUCUGCAGAAGUGACUCUUGCAGGUCUCUACCCCCCUUUAGACAAUGACAAGUUCAAUGAAAACAUCAACUGGCAACCAAUACCCAUACAUACAGCGCCCCGUACCGAGGAUCCUCUUCUCGCCAUGAAGAAACCAUGUAAAAAAUACAAACGCAUCUUUAGUGACUUACUCAAAUCACCCCACAUCACCGAAAUUAACUCUAUCAAUAAAAAUCUGUACGAGUUUUUAAGUAACAAAACCGGUAACGAUAUUAAUGAUGUUUACGACGUAGAAGACAUAUACAAUGCCCUGCAUUCUCAGUUUCUGGCGAACAAAACGCUUCCUGAUUGGACUGCUGAAGUUUAUCCUGACAAAAUGAAAGCAGCUGUUCUGCUCAAAUUUAAACUACCGUGUUACACUGCAGAGUUGGCACGCCUUAAAACUGGUUUACUAAUGGGGGAAAUCGUUCGAAACUUCAGAGGUUUUGUUGAAGGGACUAAUAUGAGGAAGUUGCUGACGUUCUCAGGACAUGAUUCUACUUUAGCUGAAGUGCUGACAACUUUAGGGGCUUUCAACGAUGAAGUUCCGCCUUAUUCGAGUGCUAUUCUGUUAGAGUUGUAUGAAAACGGAGGAGAAUUUCAUGUUAAUGUUUUUUUCAAGAACAGUACCGGUUUGCAUGAGCUUUUUGUCGAGACGUGCGACUUUGAUUGUAAAUUUGAAGACUUUGAACGGAUUUUGAGGGUGAUGAUAAUUCACAGUGUAGAACAGUGGGAAAAGGAAUGUGAAAAUUGAUUAAUGAUAGAUUCUGUUUUACGUUAAAUUCAAAGUUUAUAGAAAAUCUUCAGUUCAAUAACUUACUAUAACCGAAAUCUUUCUUCUGGAACCGAGCGCGGUAUUGUAGCCACACACACGUUAUAAUUUGGUGCUGUAAUGCAAGUUGCCGCACUAGCUCUUUCAAGAUAUAUUUGUAAUGUUUAAGUUUUACA